This is a messenger RNA of Camelus dromedarius (Arabian camel), 4051 nucleotides long. It is a transcript of the gene DHX37, whose product is annotated as DEAH-box helicase 37. The transcript has 27 exons. Lineage: Eukaryota; Metazoa; Chordata; Mammalia; Artiodactyla; Camelidae. Gene Ontology annotation, biological process: maturation of SSU-rRNA from tricistronic rRNA transcript (SSU-rRNA, 5.8S rRNA, LSU-rRNA). The coding region runs from base 95 to 3562 and encodes 1155 amino acids. Gene Ontology annotation, molecular function: ATP hydrolysis activity; ATP binding; RNA binding. Gene Ontology annotation, cellular component: intracellular anatomical structure; nucleolus. The record is from RefSeq and is a predicted model, not a curated record.
UCGGCCUGAACCCGCGGUCUGGGAGCCCACGUGGGUUGGGUUUCAGGGUGUUCUGUUUGUGCUGGCGGCCGGUGCAGAGUAAGGUCGGGGCGCCAUGGGAAAGCUGCGUCGGAGGUACAACAUCAAGGGGCGCCAGCAGGUGGCCCCGGGCCCCUCGAAGGGCCCUCCCGAGCCGCCCCCCGUGCGGGUGGAACUGGAAGAUCAGGGCACGUUGAAAGGAGUCGAUGCAAGUAACGCGCUGGUCCUGCCCGGGAAGAAGAAAAAGAAGACCAGAGCCCCUCCCCUGUCCAAGAAGGAGAAGAAGCCCCUGACCAAGAAGCAGCGGAAGAUGCUGCAGAGAAUCGUAGACCAGAAGGAGAAGAAGAGCCAGCGAGCAGAGAUGCUACAGAAAUUGAGUGAAGUGCAGGUCUCAGAAGCUGAGAUGAGACUCUUUUACACCACGUCCAAGCUGGGCACCGGGGACCGCAUGUACCGCGCCAAAGAGAAGCCUGACGAGAUUGCAGCCCAGGGUCAGGUGAAGAUCAGCAGCCUCAGCGGGGCCCACCGGAAGCGCCGCCGUGAAGAGGCAGAAGAGGAGGAGUCUGAGUCCUCAGUGGAGUCCAAACCUGAGGAGGCCCCAGCUCCCGAGCGGGUGGAGGCUGCUGCAGGGACAGCCACAGCACAUCUGCCACCAGCCCCGCCAGGGGCUGGAGACCAGAGCCCGGUGCCCAGUGGUCCGCCCAGCACCCCUGCCCCUCCGUCAGCUCCCCCCACAGCAGCCUCCACGCUGGCCAGGCCCCCAGUGAAGCCUGCCGUCUUCAUCCCUGUGAACCGCUCCCCCGAAAUGCAGGAAGAACGGCUGAAGCUCCCGAUUCUCUCUGAAGAACAAGUGAUCAUGGAGGCAGUGGCCGAGCACCCCAUCGUCAUCGUGUGUGGCGAGACUGGCAGCGGGAAGACCACCCAAGUGCCCCAGUUUCUGUACGAAGCAGGCUACAGCAGCGACAACAGCAUCAUCGGGGUCACGGAGCCCCGCCGAGUGGCCGCCGUGGCCAUGUCCCAGCGGGUGGCCAAGGAGAUGAAUCUGUCACAACGGGUGGUCUCCUAUCAGAUCCGGUAUGAAGGAAAUGUGACGGAAGAGACCAGAAUCAAGUUCAUGACAGAUGGCGUCUUGCUCAAGGAAAUCCAGAAGGACUUCCUGCUGCGGAAGUACAAGGUGGUGAUCAUUGACGAGGCCCACGAGAGAAGCGUGUACACAGACAUCCUCAUUGGCCUCCUGUCCCGCAUUGUGUGUCUCCGGGAGAAGAGGCACCUGCCGCUGAAGCUGCUCAUUAUGUCGGCCACGCUGCGGGUGGAGGACUUCACCCAGAACCAGCGGCUCUUCGCCCAGCCACCCCCGGUCAUCAAGGUUGAGUCCAGGCAGUUCCCGGUGACGGUGCAUUUUAACAAGCGGACGCCGCUGGAAGACUAUAGCGGGGAGUGCUUCCGGAAGGUCUGCAAGAUCCACCGGGCGCUGCCCGCAGGCGGCAUCCUGGUGUUCCUGACCGGGCAGGCAGAGGUGCACGCACUGUGCCGCAGGCUGAGGAGAGCCUUCCCACUUGCCAAGCCCAGGCCGCCAGACAAGGACGACCAGGAGGAUUCGGUAGAAGAAAUGCGGAAAUUUAAGAAGUCGCGGGUGCGGGCAAGGAAGACCCAGACCAGGACGUUGCCCCUCAUCAAUCUGGACAGUUACUCGGUGUUGCCUGUAGGUGAAGCUGACGAGGACAGGGAGGCGGAGAUGGACGAGGAAGAGGAGGCCCUGGGCUCCGACCUGGACCUGGACUUAGGGGACGACGAGGCAGACAGAGGUGAGCAGCCCGACGCCUCGCUUCCCCUCCACGUGCUCCCACUCUACUCUUUGCUGGCCCCAGAGAGGCAGGCGCAGGUCUUCCAACCUCCCCCAGAGGGGACGCGGCUGUGUGUUGUGGCCACCAACGUGGCCGAGACAUCUCUCACCAUCCCGGGCAUCAAGUACGUGGUGGACUGCGGGAAGGUCAAGAAGCGGCACUACGACCGUGUCACCGGCGUGUCCUCCUUCCGCGUCACCUGGGUCUCCCAGGCCUCAGCCGAUCAGCGGGCGGGCCGCGCGGGCCGCACAGAGCCCGGCCACUGCUACAGGCUCUAUUCAUCUGCAGUUUUUGGUGACUUUGAGAAGUUCCCCCCUCCUGAAAUCACCCGGAGGCCCGUCGAAGACUUGAUCCUUCAGAUGAAAGCUCUCAACAUUGAAAAGGUCAUCAACUUCCCCUUCCCGACCCCGCCCUCUGUGGAGGCCCUCAUCGCUGCGGAGGAGCUGCUGAUCGCGCUGGGUGCCCUGGAGGCGCCCCCGAAAACAGAGAGGGUGAAGCAGCUGCAGAGGUCCCGGCUAAGCUGCCCCAUCACCGCACUGGGCAGGACCAUGGCCACGUUCCCCGUGGCACCGCGCUACGCCAAGAUGCUGGCACUGAGCCGGCAGCACGGCUGCCUGCCCUACGCCAUCACCAUUGUGGCCGCCAUGACUGUGCGGGAGCUGUUCGAGGAGCUGGACAGACCGGCUGCCAGCGACGAGGAGCUCACCAAGCUGAAGGGCAGGCGGGCCCGGGUGGCCCAGAUGAAGAGGAUCUGGGCGGGGCAAGGAGCUUCCCGGAAGCUCGGAGACCUCAUGGUGCUGCUGGGUGCCGUGGGAUCCUGCGAGUAUGCAGGCUGCUCCCCCCAGUUCUGCGAGGCCAACGGGCUGCGGUACAAGGCCAUUAUGGAGAUCCGGCGCCUGCGGGGCCAGCUGACCACGGCAGUCAAUGCCGUGUGCCCCGAGGCUGGGCUCUUCGUGGACCCCAAGAUGCAGCCGCCUUCCGAGAGCCAGGUGACCUACCUGCGGCAGAUCGUGACGGCUGGCCUGGGUGACCACCUGGCCCGCCGGGUCCAGAGCGAGGACCUGCUGGACGACAAGUGGAAGAACGCCUACAAGACCCCCCUCCUCGAUGACCCCGUCUUCAUCCACCCCAGCUCCGUCCUCUUCAAGGAACUCCCCGAGUUUGUGGUUUACCAGGAGAUAGUGGAGACCACCAAGAUGUACAUGAAAGGUGUCUCGACUGUGGAGGUCCAGUGGAUCCCGGUCCUGCUGCCUUCCUACUGCCAGUUUGACAAGCCUCUGGAGGAGCCACCCCCCACCUACUGCCCUGAGAAGGGACGGGUGCUGUGUCACCGGGCCAGCGUGUUCUAUCGCGUCGGCUGGCCGCUCCCCGCAGUCCAGGUGGAUUUUCCGGAGGGCAUCGAUUGCUACAAGCACUUCGCCCGGGUUCUGCUGGAGGGGCAGGUCUUCCACAAGCUGGCCUCGUACAAGCGCUGUUUGCUGUCUAGCCCCAGCACAAUGCUGAAGACGUGGGCCAGGCUGCAGCCCAGGACAGAGAGCCUCCUGAGAGCCCUUGUUGCCGAGAGAGCCAACUGCCGAGAUGCCUUGCUGGCUGCUUGGAGGAAAAACCCCAAGUACCUGAUGGCUGAGUACUGCGAGUGGCUCCCACAGGCCAUGCACGCCGACGUCAAGAAAGCAUGGCCGCCCACCCCUGACCGCUGACCCAGUGUGGGCCCGCCUGCCUGCGGGGCUAAGGGCUGGCCUGAGGACCCAGGGGGCUGGCAGCAGCUGGUUCCCAGCCUGGGCACCCCAGCUCCAGACUGCUCCUGGGAGGCAGGUCGAUCCCCUAGACACCCUCAUUCAUCUCGGCUCAAUUCUGGACACAGCUUGCAGCUACUCUGGGCAGUCUGACCCCAGGGCUGACUUUUGUAACUAUUGAUUACAGGGUGGAUAGCAGUUUUAUCCACAGACUGGUCCCAUUUUGAAUGUGCUCUGUGGACUACAUUAGUCCCUUGCAGAGCAGCAGGGCUGGAGGGCGAAGCAGUGGAGAGCAGGAGCGGGCUCCCCACUCCCUGGGCAUGUGGUGUCCCCAGCCAGGGAGGGCCCCCAGGGCUUGCGUCUCCUCCUGUGGAGUGGGGCACCUCCUCCCCGAGGGUCAGCUCCCCUCUGGCUACGUGGGUGUAAUAAACCUUAGCUGUGAUAGCAGCCGUC